Messenger RNA from Physella acuta, 1772 nucleotides. RefSeq lists its product as uncharacterized. The record is from RefSeq and is a predicted model, not a curated record. Gene Ontology annotation, molecular function: carbohydrate binding. NCBI's taxonomy places the organism in Eukaryota, Metazoa, Mollusca, Gastropoda, Physidae.
GUGCAACGUGUUAUUUAUCUCGAGAUAUAUUUUAGGUUGGUCUAUCCACAUUUCACAACCAGUUUCCAGAGUCAACUAUUCAGCAUUUAUUGACACGAUGAAUAGUUUCUAAAGUUUACAACAGUGAUUUGUAACAUCAUGAGGUCCAGCUUUUAUGCACUGGCAUUAGCUGUGGUGAUUUCUUCACAUUCGACUGCAGGUGAAAACAACACUAACAGUCAACUUCCAGCUUUACAAAAACGUCAAAAUCGGGUACCAGGCAAAUGGUUUCAAUUGCCCUACAGCUAUCCGUUAUUAUUCACACCCGUCGGUGAUGAUGGUAGUGGUCAAAUUGAGUUAUCGUACAUCAUUUCCGGCUUCAUCCCACCCAGGGCAGUAAGGUUCACUUUGGAAUUGUGUACAACUUUAACGUGUUUCCACGAGAAGGCGUUUCACUUCAGCGUCCGUUUAAAUACACAAAUAGUUAUCAGGACUCAUAAGAAUGUGAAUAAUUGGGCACCGGAGCAAACAAGAGGAGCUAUGCCUUUCACAAGAGGAACCUAUUUUACACUUGAAAUAAGACCUGAACAGACAAGAUACAAGAUAUCUGUAAAUGGUACUUUUUUCACCACCUAUGACUAUGCAGUUCCAAAGGAAGAUGUGAAAUAUAUAAAAGUGUUUGGUGAUGUAAAUAUCAACAGAGUUGCUGAAUCUGGAACACGUAGAAAAGCUACAGGUAUUUAUUACCUCCGAACGCUAGCCACGGGUGACAAUCUACGCUCCAAGAUAACAAUGAUUCCUGGUUCUAGAUGGAGGUUCACAAUCUAUCUAUGUGACGAAACUUAUGUCCCUGGUAUGGACGACUUUCCAAUUGCAUAUCAGAUGUCGAGGAGGCAAGAUGGUCAAUUCGGCAAUAUGUUUUUAACACGCAUAGGAACUGUUGUACGAUACCCCAAACAAAAUUUCACGGCGCAGGAUAAUUUUCAGGUGGACUUGGAAAUCUUGGAUGGACUCGUAAAGUCCUAUGUUGAUAAUAAAUACACCGGAGAACAUGUCGUAGAUACGUCGCGUGUCUUUUAUCAAGUCCUUCAUGGUGAGGGUUAUAGUCAAGCAACUUCAGAGUGUUAUCGCAUCCCAUAAACAUUUCAAAAUGAGUGUCGACAAAUUGUCAUAAUGAGCCAAAUGCCCGUAGACCAUUUAUGCAGUAAAAAUCUUGAAAAUUAAACAAUGUUAACAUUAAGUAAAUUUAACGCCGUUUUAGUUUAUAAAAAUUUAAUACCAUAGCUAGAACUUGUUUUAUAAAACGGUGCUUAGAAAUUUUGAUUUGAUAUUACAUUGACACAUGCUGUGCCACUGUGAUCAGAUGCGUUUCGAUUGUUGUAAUUCAAACCACCCGGUUUUUUUUUUAAAUUGAAUAUAGUUGCCUUAAUAAACACAGAUUAUAUCUAUAGUGAUGAUAUAAACACCGACAAUACUAUUAUAAAUAUAACUUAAAGAAUUUCGCCUGAUUAAAAUAUAUUAUUAUAUAUCUAAAUUUAACUUUAUAAGUUACUCAUAUCCUUAAGUACAGUCAACCUAAUUGAAAACUUUUUAAGGCUUUUUGAGCUAUCGUCGGACAACUCUUCUACGUAUACUAAACCUAUAUAAACCUAAGCAAUUCACCUACACAUACAGACAUAUUAGAGCCAGAACUACAACUACACUCACACCUAGACCAACAUCUAAUCCAACAGCUACAGCUAAAAUAUACACCUACACCUACACCUACACCUACACCUACACCUACACCUACA